This is a messenger RNA of Peniophora sp. CBMAI 1063, 1380 nucleotides long. NCBI's taxonomy places the organism in Eukaryota, Fungi, Basidiomycota, Agaricomycetes, Russulales, Peniophoraceae. The record is from the annotation of a GenBank genome assembly.
AUGCGUGCGAACAUCCUAGCCCUCCUCCCGCUGGCCGUACUCUCCAGUGUCGGUGCCUCGACCGUCUUCCUGAAGCAGGACGAAUAUAUCGGCGACGAUUUCUAUGAGCACUGGCAAUGGGAGACGUUUGACGAUCCUACACAUGGUAGGACAAACUACGUUGACCAGAGUGCCGCCAGGCAGCAUAACUUAUCCUUCGCCAACUCCCAGAAGUUCGUGAUGCGCGCGGACGACGUGUCUGUCAUACCGGAGAGCGCCAGAGGUCGCGAUUCGAUUCGCAUCUCUUCGAAGGCCUCUUACGAUGAAGCAUUAUUUGUGAUCGACGUAACGCACAUGCCAACCGGCUGCGCGACAUGGCCGGCGUGGUGGACGGUCAGCGCUGCCGGUCCUUGGCCAUCUGGUGGAGAAAUAGACAUCAUCGAAGGAGUGAACCUCGGCACAGAGAAUCUGGCGUCCUUGCAUACGACGGCGGGCUGCUCGAUGCCGCACGACCGCGCGCAAACGGGGACGACUAUAUCUACAGAUUGUGACGCCGCUCUCAACAGCAAUCAAGGCUGCGGGACGCUCUUCACCGAACCAGAUUCGGACACCGCGGAAUACGAGCCAGCUAUCGCGCAGGCAGAGGAUGUCGCUGGUUCAACAUCACUUUCUGCUACCACGUCGUCGUAUUCAUCCUCGACUACCGUUUCCUCAACCGGAUCUAUUGCCAGCUAUCAAACGUACAGCGCGGCGGAGGUCGAGACAUCCCCCAGCUCGGUAUUCAACUGGUCAACCCCAUAUGCGACGGAUGCGACCGCUAGUUCUUCCCCAUCAGCGUACGGGAUGUGGUCUGAUCCGGUCAGCUUCGCGCAGGGCGCAGUGGCAGCUCCGGAAGAGGCCAUUAGCGAUGUGUCGACUGCUACGGAUGCGGCGUCUUUCUUCAGCGUUGGCGCGGGCGGCGAGCUGGAGCGCCGCGCCGAUGCAUCUAUUCCGUCUUUUGGGGCACCCUUCAACGCCGUAGGAGGCGGAUUCUAUGCAAUGUCCAAGUCCCGUGCUGGAGGCAUCAACGUAUGGUUCUGGCCCCGUACCUCGACUUCUGUCCCUGUGGAGGUCAGGUACGGCGGCGCGGUCGCUGCACCUAGCGUAUCCUGGGGAACGCCGGCUGCCACAUUCCCAACCAACGAUAACUGCCCGUAUGGAGAUCACUUUGAUGCGCACAGGAUGGUGUUCGAUCUGACCCUUUGUGGGGAUUGGGCUGGUAAUGCAUGGGCCUCCUCCGGGUGCGGGAAGGACGCGGGAACAUGCGAAGACUUCGUGAACAAUAAUCCGCAAGCGUUCAAGGAUGCGUUCUGGGAGAUCAACUCUGUACGAGUUUACGUGCCAGCGCCCAAUAGUUGGUGA